Acanthoscelides obtectus is the source of this 3025-nucleotide messenger RNA. NCBI's taxonomy places the organism in Eukaryota, Metazoa, Arthropoda, Insecta, Coleoptera, Chrysomelidae. The record is from the annotation of a GenBank genome assembly.
CUAAUAUAUUUCAGAGAACAUAUCCUUCGAUACGACUAAAAAUUUUCGAACUCGAACAAUUUGAAACACAUGAAUCUCCUGAAUUGCAGAAGCUCAUUGAUUACGUUCGGAUAUUUUUGCAUCCUGAAUUUUGUUGUCGUACACGCCACUGGAAAAACGUAACUGGUAUCUUUUUAUUCUUAUUCUAUGUUCUGUGUUGAAAUAGAAUUCUAUCUUUCUUCUAUCCAACAUUUACUUUCGCCAAGACCAUCGAACAAAGAGGUGUGCUUUAAAAAUGUUUUCAUGAACUACUCAAAAUUCUCAAGUUCAUCAUUUUUCCAUGUUAUAAAUUUCUUAGCGUCUUGACGGUGCUUGUAAUUUUGCAUUUAUAACAUUUUUUUGCUUACAGUGUUUACUAUUCUAUUCUAUCCGUGACAUAAUAUUGUGAAUGAAAUGGGUGACAAGCCCGUAAUGUAUUUUCAUUUCGCCAGUGGCGAUACCCGACUAACAUUCGCUGUUGGCAGUAAUCCCAUGGCUGGCCAGCAACCCCGUACUGCCGGCGCUGGCGCCGUUAGCAGUACGACCUGUGCGAAUACCGCUUCUAAGCGUCAGGGGUGCGGCUCGCGUAGUGGUGGUUGCAAUAGUUCCAGUGCUUCCAUGUCUGAGACCAGGAACUCCACUAUGGCCCUUAUGCCCCCUCCUAACUCUUCGCAGAUGAACAAGACACCAGCUUCUGCAGGUGGUCGCACCAUUUGUGCAACCAGCUGCAAAGCUUCCUGUAACAUGAGCCGCAAUUCAACUAUCGCCAAUCGAAGUGUUGCUCAGCCACCUCCAAGUUACCAGAGCUUCAAAACGCCACAAAACAAAACUUCGGCCCAGAUGUAUUCAACUCGUAAGGAACAACUAAGCAGCACACUGUUGCCUGGCUACGAACCUGUUGCAACCGAACCUACUAUCAUUGCUGGGAAUACAUCGAUGUCCAAACCAUGCGGCCCUAAUAUUUCAGCAUACCAUUCGGUAUCAAAGAGCUGCUGCCAGAAGUCGAGUUUUGUCAACGCGACUGCAACCAGCGCUAGAAGAUUGUAAGGCGUGAUGAGCGAUUUUUAUUGGCGGUAGAUUUUUUGUGCUCAUAUUUUUUAUACUAUACCAAUUCAACAUUCAGGUUCGUCUGACAAAAAUAGUCAUAAUUCAAAACUUUAGAGAAAUGCCACUUACAUGAGACACGAGACUUUGGACAUCGACUUUAUUUCCAGAGAAUUUUACAUUUUUGUCAUUUUUUAUUCAUGACCAAAAGUUCGAAAGCUCUAUAGGUACAUCAUCUGGCUCAUAGAUUUCCAAAAGGUUAAAACGAAUUAAGCCUAGAUUCCAUGAUACCUAUCUACUCCAAAUUACGCAUGGUUCAAAUUUAUUUUAUAUGAAAGACUGUAAAUCAGAAAAAUCGCUGCCUAGCGUUGUAUAUGGGCAGCCUGCUUCCACUUCAACUGUAAGGUUUUUUGUAAUAAUUUUACCUGUCGAUACAUCCAAAAGGUACCUGUUGAAAAUUGUGUUACGUUACCAUAGAUACGUAUUGAACGUCGAACGUAAUAACGGAGUUAGACUUUGCUAAGUACCCUGUAAUCUGUGAGUUCGCUUGACCCCCGCUUGACCUUCAAAGCCUUUCGAUGGUAACGUAACCAAAAUAACUGUGACACUAUUUUGGCCAAAAUUAUGCUAAAAACACUAAAACUGAGAUGGAAUUAAACGUAAGUAUUUUCGACAAGCUUUCAAUGGCAACUCUAUCUUAAUGUCUGACCAUCCCCCUCCCCAUUGUCUAAGCAAAUUUCUCACGGGGGGUGAGAGAUUUGGGAGGGGGUCCCAAUGCUUAGGGCAACAUUUUGGUACUUUUUUACAGUUUGAACCUAUCAGGUUUCACGCACAUGCUCUGAAUACCAUUUAAUGUCUAGAAAAUGAGGAAGAUCUGGCUCGCCGACCCAACAGUUUGCAGUAACAUGAUAACUAUCAAUUUCCAUUGAACUCCAUACCUCUGCUAAUACAUUCGCGGUAAACUUAAAUUUUAUAUUUCUAAACGUCCAUUAAUAUUGUAACGUUCACCAAAUUAGACAUAAAAUGGUCAUGAAGGAGUAUCAAGAUCAGCUUAGAGCAGCCAUGCUGCGCUCUACUCGGUUAUAUGCAUUUCUACCAGGAGCAUUUGUAGGUAAAGUUCUAUUCAUAUCUGAAGAUGCGUUCCAAUAACGAACAUCGACUAAAUUUUGUAAAACAGUAGAAAAAUAAGUAUUGCUGACGUAAUCACCAUCCAUCCCCCAUGUCAUCAAAAAUAAGCAAAGCGCUCUUUAGUGCUUACUUAAUAAUUGGAUGCUCCCUUCUUUGUUGAAGGUGGUCUUAUUCACUAUUUUGGGAUCUUGGGUUAACCAAAGAGCAUAGAUAUAUAGAGCUUUGAACUCGUAAUCAGUGUUAAAAAAUGGACAAGAUGUCUGACUUUUGAGGAAAUUUAACAGGUCUCCAAAUGUUUAUUUACCUUGUGAGUGAUCAUUUUCUAAACAUAAUUCGCAUUUUUUCCUUUAUGAUCAUAGUUAUCACAUAUUUCACGAAAGCGUUUUGUUUCAAUUAAAUAAAUUAAUUUUAUUUAAAAUUAAUCUUAUUUCAAUUAGACAAACGUUCGCAAAAUUUUGUACUUUUUGUCUCCACUUUUUGUAAUCGAUUGGUCAGACAAACCUGGAUUAUUGAGUUAUUUUUUUUAACGUGUUUUUAAUAGAAUAGGAUAAUUCGAAUGUAGAAUAAAAAAUAUAAAAUUGUAACCGAAACAAAAAAAAUGUAGUGUAGUCACAUGUAACCUUUUAUAUAAUCUUAACCUUAGUUUGUUUGUCACAUGUAACCUUUUAUAUAAUCUUAACCUUAGUUUGUUUGUCACAUGUAACCUUUAAUAUAAUCUUAACCUUAGUUUGUUUGUCACAUGUAACCUUUUAUAUAAUCUUAACCUUAGUGUGUGUUUUGUAGUUUAACUUGUGCACAAGUUUAUUUUGAUUAAUAGAUCUAGACUGAAGCAAAG